This is a messenger RNA of Microtus oregoni (creeping vole), 750 nucleotides long. RefSeq names its product CMRF-35-like molecule 4. The record is from RefSeq and is a predicted model, not a curated record. Bases 53 to 730 code for a protein of 225 amino acids. Gene Ontology annotation, molecular function: transmembrane signaling receptor activity. Gene Ontology annotation, cellular component: plasma membrane. Lineage: Eukaryota; Metazoa; Chordata; Mammalia; Rodentia; Cricetidae. The transcript has 4 exons.
CUUCUCCUCUCUUGGGCUUGGUGUGGGUGCAGGAGACAUCUGAGCUGAAGAAAUGACCCCAAGAGUGUUGGGAGUGUGGCUGCCUUCAGCUCUGCUCCUCCUGCAGGUCCCAGGCUGUGUCCCUCUGAGUGGCCCCAGCACCGUGACAGGCGCCGUGGGGGAAUCCCUGAGUGUGCGGUGUCAGUAUGAGGAGAAAUACAGGAGCAACACCAAAUACUGGUGCAGAGACUCGCUGCUGCUACUGUGUAAAGAGAUUGUCAAGACCAGACCUGGAAGAGAAGCUAGGAAUGGCCUAGUGUCCAUCAGGGACCACCCAGCCAACCUCACCUUCACAGUGACCAUGGAGAACUUCACCUGGGAGGAUGCAGGCACCUACAAGUGUAGAGUGGAUGUACCGAUUAUGAAUGGCUCUCUCUUCGGGAUUGAUGACUCCUUCAAGGUUGUGGUGUCCGUAGUACCAGGCUCUGCCCCUAAGGACAAAACAAAUACCCUGGGGUCUCCUACAUCUUCACCAGUGCACACUCAGCCCAGUGUGACCACAGAGGACACAACUCCUGGUCCCAGUCUACAACCUCGGUCCCUGCUGAGCAGCAUCUACUUCCAGCUCCUGGUCUUUCUGGAGCUGCCCCUGCUCCUGAGCAUGCUCAGUGCGGUCCUCUGGGUGAACAGGUCUCAGAGGUGCUUUGGGGAGAAGCAGCAUUGCCCAAAUUAUGAGAGUGACAUCUGUUGACAAUGAAGCCCUGUCCAUGU